AUGUCAAAAGCUCAGGGAUACUUACGCCCGUAUCGCGGGAGUGAGGAUGACUUCGAGACAUUUUGGGCCAAAUUCGAAGUGCUCGCGACGAUCAAGGAAUGGGAUUCCGACGAGAAGAAAAUGCCGCAGCUACCGCUGUUUCUGGAGAAGGACGCUUUCCUUGUCUUCAACAGGAUGUCCGCGGACGACAGGAAGAGCUCCGCAGCAGUGAAGAAGAAGAUGCAGGAGGCGUUCUGUGUCACACGAGCGCGAGCUUUCAGCUUGCUGACGAGUCGGACGUUGAAGAUGGACGAGUCGCCCGACGCAUUUGUUGCGGACCUGCAGCGUCUGGGCAAACUAGCUGGACAAGAGUCCAGCGAUAAGGACGACAACAGUGUCAUCGUCGAGCAGCUAAUGGCCGGUAUUCCGUCUUCUUGGUCUCGCCAAAUUCGUCUGUCAAUGGCAGGAAAGGCGCUCACGUGGAAGGCUGAUUGUCCUGAACGGAAGGCCUGGCAGGCCACGCAGUCAAGUAAGGGCACUGCCGCGGCUGCUGCUGAGAUCGACGAUGCUGCUCUCUGUUCUGUUGCUGUACCAGCGCUGACUGCAGGUGCCAGGCUCCCUAGGAUUUAUGUUGAUGUCUGGAAGAGGGGCAGUCAGGACAGUGCGCAACGAAAGGUGGCGGUCAUCGACACUGGAGCCACAAGCACGCUGAUGACCAAGCAAUGUGCUAUGGAUGGAGUACUGCUGUUAGCUGAGUCUGGCAGUCACAUCAUUGCCCUAGAUGGCCAGCCACUGGGCAUCAUCGGCAAGGCCAGCGUGUGUGUAGGACGACUGGACGGGUCAACCCCAGUUGCCAUGCCGGACACAGAGGUUGAGGUGUUGGUGGUGGAGGACCUGUCCGUGGUACGUGCCGAUUUGCUCAUUGGAUCGGCCGUCGUAAGCCGGUGCAGGGGUCUACGUCUCAGCUAUGAUGAUGACGGCGAGCUGGAGCGAGUGAGGUUUGGCACUGAUGCGUGUGCUGCGUCCGCCGUGCAUACCAAGCCUGUAGCCAAGUGCCAGGAAGCGCAUCCGUCAAGGCAUGUUCGGGUCACCCAAGAUGGCGACAACGUGACGUUGUGUGUAGACGACGGCGAGGUGCGUUGGUGCCAUGACACGAAGCGUUGGGUGCUGAAGUGGGUGUGGAAAAACGGAAAGGCCCCACAGCACCCAGUCGGCCACGGCAGCGGGCAAUACCCACGGGAAUCGCUGACUGCAGAGCAAGAGCAGCUAUUCUGCCACGAGGUGGACACCUGGGUGGAAAAUGGCUGGCUCGUCGAGCACGAUGAAGCCGUACACGGAGCGAUCGCCGGCGUGUUGCCACUGCUCGCGCGUACUCAGGAGCAUAAGGCCAGUACGCCAGUUCGGCCAUGUUUAGAUUAUCGCGGCGUGAACAAGCUGAUCCAAUCGCAACCGGGCUACGAGGCUCCCGUCUGUGCGGAGAAGAUCAGGAAGUGGCGGCAGACUAGCGGUGGUGAGUGGAAGAUGCUCGAUAUCAAGAAGGCCUACCUCCAGGUACACGUCAGCCCAGAGCUUGCACGAUAUCAAGCUGUGCUGUGGAAGGAGAAAGUCUAUCUCAUGACGAGAAUGGGCUUCGGCCUAGCGAUUGCGCCUAAGAUCAUGCACAUGAUUGUGCAGUGGGUCACCCGCAACCACCCAUCGGUUGACAACUAUGUCGACGAUAUCCACACCCCGGCUGGAGAAACGGAGCAGGUUGCCGCUGAGUUGGCUGCAUAUGGCCUGCCAACAAAGCCAGCUGAGCCACUGACGAAAUCCCGUGUGCUUGGCAUGCAGCUCAGGAACGAUGACGACAACGACUGCAGGACCCAAUGGACUAGAAGGGACAUCGACCUGGAGCCACCGCCCAAGCUGACCAAACGUAGCUUGUUCGCAUGGUGUGGGCGACUAAUAGGCCACUACCCUGUAUGCUCUUGGCUACGACCUGCGUGCAGCUAUCUCAAGCGGUUGGCCAGUCCAGAGGGAAGCGCGUGGGACGAUCCGGUAUCCCAAGCUGCAGUGCAAUGCUGUGCCAACUUGUGUAUGAAGCUUGCUGAGGACGACCCAGUCCAUGGCUGCUGGGAUGUGGUAGCGGACGACGACUCGGCCUGGACGGUCUGGUGUGACGCGUCCGACCUCGCAACCGGUGUUGUCCUGGAGCUGCACGACGAAGUCAUAGAGGACGCCUGCUGGCUGCGGCCAAAGCAGGACAAGCGUCAUGUCAACGUGGCUGAACUCGACUCAGCAAUCAAGGGCCUGAGUCUCGUAACCAAGUGGAAGGCUAAGCGUGUGAAGCUGGUGACCGACUCAAAAACAGUGGCAGGGUGGCUGACCCAAGUUGUCGAUGGCACACGGCGUGUGCGAGCUGAUGGCCUGUAUGAAGUUCUCGUGCAACGCCGACUGCAAAUCGUAGACGACCUCAUCGCAACAACUGGCUUGCAGGUCCAGGUCGUCUGGGUGCCGAAAUAUCAGAACGUGGCGGCUAAGAUGACCCGUGUGCCAUUUCGCUGCCCCAAGACGAGCAACGACGUGGCAGCCGCUGUACCCGCUGGUUCCGCUCCUGUCGAGCUGGCGGGGGUGAAGCAGGCGCAGCAAAACGACGGCCAGGUACGUGCCGUCAUGGAACAAGUGUCGAUGGGCAUGCCUGUGACAGAUGACGACUUCAAGGCAGUGCGUUCCCAGCUCUGCAUCAAAGAUGACCUUCUCUGCCGGAGUGUGAAGGUCCCUGCUGACGGUGUGGUACUCGUACCAGUUCUUCCUGGCGAGAUGGAAGAUGGCGUCAUUCGAGCGGCCCAUGCCGGGUCUGGCCAUGCAUCUUGGCAGACGGUCUAUGAGAUCCUACGCCAGAAGUGUUACUUUCCGCACAUGGCUGAGAAGUGCCAGCAGUACGUCAGCCAGUGCCAGCAGUGUCGUGCAGCCAACAGCUCCGGAAGUCAGUCUGUGUCGCCAACUCGACACGAGAUUCCUGGGAGACCGUGGAGCACAGUCGUGAUGGACACGCUCGAGCUAGGACUGUGCCGCAGCGGCAGAUUCGCAUGUGUCUUGGUGGUAGUCGACGUCCUGACACGGUGGGCAGAGAUCGUCCCGCUGCGCCGACAUGACGGGCCCUCGGUUGCUGAAGCAUUUACCGAGCUAUGUCAUCGUUGGGGCCCACCGGACACCGUCCGUAUCGACAACGGCAGUGAGUUUGCGAAUGCGGUAGUGCAGUCAGUCUUUGAUGCCUUUGGAGUGACAGUGAAGACGGGGGCAGUGCGACACCCGCAGUCGCAAGGAACAGCAGAGAGGAUGAACAGAACCCUUCUGACGAUGAUCCGGAAGCUGGCCGAGGACUCGUCUGAUUGGCUGCAGGAUCUCCCCGUCAUGCUGCACUUUUACCGGCCCCACAGAAUGACGGGCGUGUCGCCCAUGCUGGCCAUGGUUGGCUGGGAGCCAAAGUCAAUCAUCACGGGUGUGACUACGGAAUCAACUGUCUGGCAGCAAGCGCAUGCAGCACCGUGCGCCCGACUUCGUGAUCUUCUAGAUUCCGAGCUGUCGAAGGUGGAUCGCCAGGAGGAUGAGCGUGACUGUCCGUUUCGCGUGGGCGAUUCUGUGCUACUGAAGCAGCCGUCCCGGCGUCAGAAGCGUCUCCCACCAUUCCAAACCGGUUGGUUGGUGAUUAAAGUGGUAUCACCGUCAACUGUUGUGGUGCGCCGGCAGCCGCACAUGGGCCAGGUACAGGAGAAGGUCGUCAAUGUGGAUCUCUUGAAGGCAGGCGGAGGAGCCCCAGGCACCUGA
Sycon ciliatum is the source of this 3786-nucleotide messenger RNA. RefSeq lists its product as uncharacterized. The record is from RefSeq and is a predicted model, not a curated record. The transcript has 2 exons. Gene Ontology annotation, biological process: DNA integration. Gene Ontology annotation, molecular function: nucleic acid binding. Bases 1 to 3786 code for a protein of 1261 amino acids. Lineage: Eukaryota; Metazoa; Porifera; Calcarea; Leucosolenida; Sycettidae.